This is a messenger RNA of Fusarium graminearum PH-1, 1031 nucleotides long. RefSeq lists its product as uncharacterized. The record is from RefSeq and is a predicted model, not a curated record. The coding region runs from base 103 to 717 and encodes 204 amino acids. Lineage: Eukaryota; Fungi; Ascomycota; Sordariomycetes; Hypocreales; Nectriaceae. The transcript has 3 exons.
CUAGUACUAUACAGUAGUACUGCCUCACCACUAGACACACGCAGUCCAAUCGGUAAAGUGGGAGCAAUGGAACAACCGCAACACGUCAAUUCGCCAUCCCACAUGCCGACAUGGCACGAGAACAAAAGCGAAAAGGCGACCGCUAUGCCUUCUCGGCCUCAAUUCUCAUCGUCGUCAAAGUGUCUUGAACCACUUGACGCAGACAGAAUGGAUCUGCGAUACAUCUUUGCCAACAGACUUAUGCCUGUCGCUUUUGCCCUGCCAUGGGUUGCGAGCAUGGUCAUAUCCUGUAUCCCAUUCACCAGGAUCAGUUUAAUUGACGCCCCAGACUUUCUUAUUUUGGCUGCGCUUAUCAGCAUCAUCGAAGUCCUUAGCAUCGUCGCAGUCUUUAUCUACGCUUCCCUCCGCUCCGACGACGACACAAACAGCACCUUUAAAGAGAAAUGUCUCCGGGUUUGGUUCUGGUUUCUGUUUAUCAGCCCUUUCGUCACUGGUACCAUGGUUGUUCUCAUGGCUAGCGACAUUUCGUGCGACCCAGAGGAUGAUCUGGACAUGCACCAGCCAAUCUGCCAGGUUGGCAUCCGUCUCAUUAAAGCCACAGCAUUAUGCCGAGCUGGAAUAAUCGCAUCAUUCCUUUUCGCGACAUCAUCAUGGCUUGAGCGCCGUCCCAGACAGCCCACCAACUACUACUAUGACCCUCUUGAGGAAGAACCCUGAUUUUGGGAAUCCCUACACACGGACAUCAAUGUCGUCAUGACUUUUUCGCUUUGUAUAACGAAUAACUACAUAUUUACACGAUACCCCAGGAACAGAAAAACAUAAAUGCAUACAUAAAAACUCACUUGCCACGGCCCGAUCAAAGUCUAAUGCAGUAGUGGUUAGCCCUUUUGAGCAAGCCGAAAGCCAUCGGCAAACACCAACCGGGAAGUUUACGUUUUUGAUGACGCACAUUUAGGCUCAAUAUUAUCCGAAAUAUCCGGUUAGUUUUGUCUAGUUUGUCUCUAUGAUGUACAGUGACUUGUUUGCAUCAU